Molecule: messenger RNA, 1006 nt
Organism: Arabidopsis lyrata subsp. lyrata
Lineage: Eukaryota; Viridiplantae; Streptophyta; Magnoliopsida; Brassicales; Brassicaceae
Product: RNA-binding protein 24
Molecular function (GO): RNA binding
Source: RefSeq, a predicted model, not a curated record
AACUUUUCUAUAAUUCUGCUAAACCCUGACAUAUCAGAGAUAAGGGUAAAGUUUUGUUUUCUGUUGUAUCUUUUGGUCUCUCUGUUCGUCAGAGUAUUUCUUUUUUGUAAGUUCAUCUUUUCGUUUCUUCUUUGUUUAUCUUGUGUUUGUUUCUCGCUUCUCAGGUAAUGAAAUUGUUUCUCUUUCAUAAUAAAAACAUAAUCCAUUCUCUCUUACUUAUUAUCUUUAUCUCUUUCUAAUAGGGGGAAUUUGGUUUCGUUUCGUUUCCUGAAUUAUUAUUUUGGAUAUACACUGUACACAUAUCUUUCAAUAAGUUCUAUUUAACUUUCGAAUUUUUAAUAUAUCUAAUUCAUGUUUAUUAUUGGAUGCAGAAAGAAAAUUAUAUAUACACAUUCAUCCUCAUUCGUUCAGUUCAUCUCUUUUUCUUUUCUCGAUUGUUGGGACUUUCUUUUUACUUUUUUCUUCUUAAGACUUUGUGACAGAGACAUGGCUCAACAUUACGCGAACCAAAACGUCGACACGAGAUACACCAAGAUAUACGUGGGAGGUUUGCCUUGGAAAACAAGAAAUGAAGGUUUGAAAAGCUACUUCCAACAAUUUGGAGAAAUUAUCCAUGUUAAUGUGGUUUGUGAUAGAGAAACGGGACGAUCAGAGGGUUAUGGUUUUGUCACGUUUAGAGAUGCUGAAUCUGCAACGAGAGCUUGCCAGAAUCCAAAACCGGUCAUAGACGGACGAGAGGCCAAGUGCAACCUUGCUUAUAUUGGUGCUAGGGUUAACAAUAACCAAAACGCCCAACAAGUAGAAGUUAUGUACCCAACUGGAACCAGUUUCAGUUUGCACCAGAAUAUGAUCCCUACACACUUUGUUGUUAUUGGACACAACAUGGUUCUUACUGCGUGAACCAACAUGGUCCUUACUACUUCAACCAACCUGGCUUUUGACUUAUGAGCCAUCUCUUUCGUUGUUGUUUGAGACACUAGUUAUUGUUCUUUUUGCCAAACUCAGG